UCAUAAGAGCCAUUUGCGCAAAAUAGCUCGUGUCCGUUCCCUGUAUUUUGCUGUAGGGAACACGGAUUGCUGGUGGCAAUAGUCAGAAAUAAGGCUUGUGUUGGAAGCAGGUAGGGAGGGGUCGUGGAUCACGAUGGAAUAACAUUUUACGCAGAAAAAUAUAACGCAGUUGUGUAACGUUUCAAACUCAAGCGUGCAUAAUCGUAAUGCGAGUUUCUGUUCUCAUCUCUCUGUGUAUUUCUAUUAGGGAUGUCAGGAAUACUGCAGCUAACACGCUUUAUGCUUGGUUUAACAUCGUAAAGUUGCAAAGUUGCGGUAAUUCUCGUUUUUUUUUCUUUCUUGCGGAGUCGUUUCCCUUUUGAGGGCUUUAGAUCGUGCUGAAGAAAUCACGCUGUUGAUCUGCUCCCAAACUCGAGGCGCAAAGAGCCCCGCCCCUCUCUCCGCUCCUUCCCCAGGCUUAUAACCAGCAGCCUCGCGCGCAGCCCGAAAUACCCAAGACAAGCGCUGGACCUGACUACAUCUGUUAGUUACUUGCCGUUUCACUCGAGACGGAAUAUAUAUUCUCCGUUUUAUCCUGCACAGAGAGGCGCCGCCGCGCCGCUCGGGAGUCAGGGGAAAAGCGAGAUGGAUUUUUUAAACCACAGCUACUUAAGCGCGCGCACGUCCUAUGACUACACGUUCAACUUCUGGAACGACUAUCUGGGCCUGUCCACGCUGGUGACGCAGAGCAGCAAGCGCGGUCCCGGCGGCGGAGCGAGCCCCAACUCCAUCACGGAGUCUCUGAAAGCCACACUGGGCCUGGACGACUCGGCGCCGUGCCCGUGCGCCGCGCACUUGGACUACUGCUGCUGCUCUUCCUCGUGCUGCUCCUCUUCCUCGUCGUGCGGCUGCUGCUGUCCUCCCGCAAGCCCUCCGCCACCUUCCCUGCUUGAGCUCAAGGAACGAUUCUCGGGGCUCGGUCCGUUCCGUAGCCACGGCGUGGGGAUUGUAGGGCAUGAGCGCGACGCGGGCUUCGGAGGAGGAGGAGGAGGCGGAAGUUUCGCGGCUUUUGAGCUGUUCGGCGCGGAUAGAAAGGUGCGUAAGACGGCGGCGGCGCGCGCCAAGCAGGAGCCCAAGAUCUGCGUGUUCUGUCGGAAUAACGGCGCGCCUGAAGAGGUGUACGGCUCGCACGUGCUGAAGGCGCCCGACGGCCGCGUGGUGUGCCCGAUCCUGCGCGCAUACACGUGCCCGCUGUGCAGUGCCAACGGCGACAACGCGCACACCAUCAAGUACUGUCCGCUGUCCAAGGAGCAGCCUGCGCCCCGAGCGCUCAAAGGAGGCCGGGCUGUGGGCGGUAAGCGCGUCAAAAUCUUCUAAAAGAAAAAAGCACCAAUCUACACGCGCUCAGUAAAUAAAUCACCUACAUUUAUUGCACUGAACCUUUUUUUCCAGUUGACUGUUCCAAUCGCGGCUUUCCGAGUCUUAACUUGCUAGACUGUAGGAUUUAUUAAACAAAUAAGAUAUCAAUGUUUUUGUGUUUAAAAAAAUCCUUUAUAUUUUUAUAGAUGCUUUAUUUCCAUAGUUUAUUGUAUACUUUAUUCAUAAAAAAAAUCUCUUUUUUCCACGUGUGUCUUAGAUGUUUAUCAGUUCAUAUUCAGUCACGUUUAUAUAAAUAAAAGAUGGUAUUUUUUGUUUGUUUGUUUAAAUGGGCAUGAAUGUUAGCAUACACAUCAGAGCAAAUACGUAUUUUCUUUACUGUAAGCCAAGCUUACACAUUGUGUUAUGUCUUUUAAACCAAAGUUAAGUUUGCCAUCUUGAGAAUGUUUCAUUUGCAAUCUGCUGAAGUUUCCUCUCUGAGUUUGGUUUGGUUUAUUUAGCCCAUUCCUUUCUUCCUACACUCCACCACAUGCUUUCCUUCCCUCCCAAGCUGACAUUUGAUAUGGGUGAGGAAGAGAAGAAAAAAAAAAAACACCAAGCUCAGAAACACAAUGGGAUCUCUGUUGGACCUUACAUGGUCUUAGCAUAACCUCAUAAUGAGUAGAUGCCCAGCCAAACUGGCCUAUGAGCCCCACUGACAGAGAUGGGUGUGGGCUAGUCUUUCAGCCAGACCCCUUUCGAGAUGUCUUCAUUAGGCCAAUACAAGGUGCCCUGCUAAUGUUUACACCCCAAGAAAGGGGAACACACACACACUGGAGAAUGCGUCUUGAGGGGACCUGUCUGGUGCCGGAGCUGCCCUUGUGCACCAAGCUUUCACACUUGACCUUUUUACCCUGAAAACCAUCACAGGAGAGCUGCAGAGGAAAUAGCGGGUGAGUUAUAAAAUAAUGCAGUCUGAUAACUCUCCAAGGGUCAGUGGUGGAACAGAACGGAAUGAAUGUUCUUAAUAAAAAAAGCUUUUUUUUGUAAAACAAUGCAUUUGCCCCCUUUUUUGCAUUAUGUAAAAAAAAUGAACCCAAAAGAAUGAUGCAAAAAUGUUGUGAAUGUACAAUUUAAACAUGCAGGACUGCACAUGGUCUGACCAUUUGUUUACCAAAGGAAUUCAAUUGUAAUGAAGUACGGAACAUAGAUUUGCUGUAAUGUAAAUAAAAAAAAAGUCAAGUCAUGUCUAUUCAGUAUUUUAACAUUUAAAAAGUGACUUUAGAGGGUGCUACCUCAACAAUAUUUUGUACUUACAUGUAAAAUGUCAAUAGCAGUUUAUUAAUAUAGCGCUGCCAUUUAUAAUAAGGGUUUUUAAUAGUAUUUUUGAUCUUUGUAUAACAUAAUUGUAUUUUUCUUUCAUUGCAUUCCAACAAGCUCUUAGCAUUUUCUGCCAAUAGGUGAUGGCUGAAUAUAAUGACAAAAUAUCAUACAUAUUUUUCAGUUGUUCAAUGUUACAUUCUUGAUGAGUGAAAGAUAAAAUGGAAUAUGUUGAAAAAUUUAGACAAUUUGCCACUUUUAACUGAAGUUUGUAAUUAAAUUAAAAGAAGACUAAAAAAGAAA
Tachysurus vachellii is the source of this 2958-nucleotide messenger RNA. It is a transcript of the gene nanos1, whose product is annotated as nanos homolog 1. The record is from RefSeq and is a predicted model, not a curated record. The coding region runs from base 625 to 1356 and encodes 243 amino acids. Gene Ontology annotation, cellular component: perinuclear region of cytoplasm. Gene Ontology annotation, biological process: oogenesis; negative regulation of translation. NCBI's taxonomy places the organism in Eukaryota, Metazoa, Chordata, Actinopteri, Siluriformes, Bagridae. Gene Ontology annotation, molecular function: zinc ion binding; mRNA binding. The transcript has a single exon.